Molecule: messenger RNA, 1084 nt
Organism: Solanum verrucosum
Lineage: Eukaryota; Viridiplantae; Streptophyta; Magnoliopsida; Solanales; Solanaceae
Product: PR5-like receptor kinase
Exons: 1
Coding region: 97-852 (251 amino acids)
Biological process (GO): protein phosphorylation
Molecular function (GO): ATP binding; protein kinase activity
Source: RefSeq, a predicted model, not a curated record
AAAAUUUCAAAAAAAGAAGAUCAUAAUGUAGAGGCCUUCCAGAGGCAGUAUGGAUCCCUAGCAUCAACGGCGUAUAGCUAUUCAGACAUCAAGAAAAUGACAAAUUCCUUUAAGGAGAAACUUGGAGAAGGAGGUUACGGAGGGGUCUACAAAGGUAACCUUAAUGGUCAUCCUGUUGCUGUGAAGAUCUUAAAAGAAACAAAGGGGAAUGGAGAAGAAUUCAUUAACGAAGUUGCAAGCAUCAGUCGAACUUCUCAUGUCAACAUCGUUACUCUGUUGGGAUUCUGUUUGAAUCGUAAGGAGAAAGCUCUUAUUUAUGAAUUCAUGCCAAAUGGAUCUCUUGAUAAACACAUAUACAACCAAGAUUCUAACAUGGGAUGGGAAAUGUUAUACAAAAUUGCACUUGGGAUAGCUCGAGGAUUGGAAUAUUUGCAUAGAGGAUGCAACUCCCGAAUUUUGCAUUUUGACAUAAAACCUCACAACAUUCUUCUGGAUGAGGACUUUUGUCCUAAGAUAUCUGAUUUCGGUUUAGCAAAACUAUCUACUCGAAAAGAGAGCAUAAUGUCCACACUAGAAGCCCGAGGAACCAUUGGUUACAUAGCUCCAGAGGUGUUCAGUAGAAACUUUGGAGGAGUGUCCCACAAAUCUGAUGUUUACAGCUACGGAAUGAUGGUUCUUGAAAUGGUCGGAGGAAGAAAGAACUACAGUGCUGAAAGAAGCCAUAAUAGUGAAAUAUACUUUCCGCGUUGGGCUUAUCAACGAAUUUUGUUAGAUGAAGAACUAAUUAUAAGAGAUACGAUGACAAAUGAAGAAGAGGAGAUUGCAAAGAAAAUGAUAUUAGUUGGCUUGUGAUGCAUCCAAACAGAUCCCCUACAAAGGUCAGCCAUUGGUAAGGUAAUUGAAAUGUUAGAAGGUAGCUUAGAGGUCAUGCAAAUGCCACCAAAACCUUUCAUAUGUUCUCCUUCACAAUCAGAAGGAUCGACAUUGGAGCGACCAACAAAGCCACUCUUAUUUUCUACUUUGAGUUCGACGCUCGAGUCUACAGACUCAACAAUUGUACAAUUUGAAGAGUAAGUUUGUGGAC